GAGAGAGAGAGAGAGAGAUAUAUAUACAUAUAUAAUCAUGGAAUCGAUGGUGCCGUCUUGCACGUCGGGACUCCUGGUGCCGGGCAAGACCGUCGACAUCAAUACCUACCACUCGAGCUUCUACUCGCCUCCGCCCACCGAAGCGUCGAGGUCGGGCUACGACUCGGACAGCGUGGACGAGUCGGAGGGCGAGUACGCGAUCCUACCUUCGGUCCACAAUCAGAGGACGACGAGCAAUAGCAGCAGCGCCACCAGCACGCAACAGCACCAACAGCAGGUCAAUCCUGGCGGUGGAACGACUGGGCAGGGCAAACACAUCAACAAGGGCCGCUGGACCAAAGAGGAGGACGAAAAGGUGGUGGAGCUGGUGCAGCGAUACGGCCCGAAAAAGUGGACGCUCAUAGCCCGACACCUCAAGGGUAGGAUAGGCAAGCAGUGCCGCGAGCGCUGGCACAACCAUUUGAAUCCGGGGAUAAAGAAGACCGCGUGGACCGAGGCCGAGGACAUGAUCAUCGUCGAGGCCCACAGACGGGUCGGCAAUCAGUGGGCCAAGAUAGCCAAACUGCUGCCUGGUAGGACCGACAAUGCCAUCAAGAAUCACUGGAACAGCACCAUGAGGCGCAAGUACGAGGCGGAGGAGGGACGGACAACCACGACGAGGGGUCGAGGUAGGCGAAAAACUGGCGAACAGACGUUGAGGACGGACGACCGGUCGCGCAAGCAGCAGCAGCAGGUGCAGCAACAUCACCAGCAACAGCAAGUCUCGUCGACGUCGACAAUGAAUGGCGCUGGCGAGGACAGCAACAACAUAUCGGUCGCUGUGUCGGUCAAUUUGGCCCACCAGAGCAGUGAUUUCGAGGCGCUCGAGUGGGCCCGUGCCUGGGAACAGGAGCACCAGCAGCAGCAACAACAACAGCAGCAACAACAGCAGCAGCAACAGGCGCACGAUCGUCGUGGUUCAGGGCACUACGGUGAUGCGAUGCGGUUGGACGAUCGUCAGCCGCAUCAUCUCGAGUCGUCGCCCAGGCGACGUAUCGAUCAAGUCUCUCCCUUCUCAAAGUUUUUCGGACUCGAGAUGGCAAACGAUCCGCAGUCGUCGCGCUCGGCCGAUAUCCAGCUACUGCCGAUGCCGGAUCUCGAGGAGGACGAGGUGCACGAUCGUGAAAAGUCCAGUCCGCCUCCGAUCUUGCGCAGACGGCGGAACCAGCUCCACCAGCACCUCGAGAACCAUCACCAGCAGCAACGCACCGUCACGCCCGACAGCGGCAACCAGUCGGAUUACCUGUUGCACGCGUACCACCAGUCGGGCUCGUCGCAGAUCGGCCUCUCGACGCCCUCGACCCCGAUAAAGCAGCUGCCCUUCAGUCCCUCGCAGUUUCUCAACAGCCUCAGUCCGGACACGUCGUCCUGGCCCAGAGCCAGCACACCGAAAGGUAGUCCCGGAAGCCUCACGACGCCCCAGCCGUCCAAUCUCAGACGAGACGGUACGACGCCGCGUACACCGACGCCGUUCAAAAACGCCCUGGCUGAACUGGAACGGCGAAGCGGAGCGACGCAACAGUUGCCGGCGACUCCAAGCCGGCUGGACGCGCUCACGGAGAUCAUCAAGCAGGAGACGGACCGAGAGAGUCUCGCGGGCACGAGCAGCAGCAGUACGGCGAACACGGUAGCCACGACGGCCUCGACGACGAGCUUACUUCAGGACUCGGGUUACGGGACGGGCCGGCGACGGGGAAAGGAGAAUAGCGCGCCCGGCGGCAAAAGGGCGCGCAAGGCCCUCUGCCAGGCAUGGUCGACCCACGAGAGCUCCGACAUGAAUAGCUUCGCCAUCGAAACGCCGAGCAAAAGUGUGGAUACGUCGGUACUGUUUUCACCAGCGUCAAUGGCAUUGGACGACAGUUUCUUAACGACCGGGCCGAGUCCCGUAAAGAACUCCCACGACUUUGCGCCCAUAGUACAGCGGAAAUCCAACGCCAAGAGAGCUAUAUCGUUCGACACGUUCGACUGCCCCAGCGACUACACUAACGCGACUAACAAUAGUAGUCUGGUGCCAUCCAAACGUACGAAGAUCCAACUGGAAGUUCAAUGGACGGCGGUAGCUUGUGGCAGGACACGCGACCAGGUCGAGAUGACACAGGCGGCCCGUCAGUUUCUGACGAUGCACGGCUACAAUACUCUGAGGCCGCGCUCCCUCAAUUUCUGACCUUCUGCCAAUUCAUCGUCCUCCUCGUCGUCGUCCCCUCCUCCGUCUCCCUCUUUGGAACAAUCGUCGUCGUCGUCAUCAUCGUUGUCUACGAGCGCCAAUUGAAGAUUCAUGCAACAAUAUAGUUGGUCAUAACUGCUUGUGCCAAGCGACACAGCUGUAUUACUCUAAAUCUGCCCCAUCACUAUAUCGUGAUAGAGAUGAAGAUGACGCAUACACAUAUAUAUAUAUUUACCCACAUACUCUUUUUUUUACGUGUUACAAAAGAGGAGGGACUCCCCACGACUGAUUAAAAAUGUAUUUAAUGAAUUAAAUGUAAAUGGACUGUAAUGAUCGGUUUAAAAAAAACCAAGUCACAUAAGCGAGUCAACCAAUCUUGUGAUUGUUAGUGCAAAAACAAAAACUACGGAAGAGAAAUUAUAAUAGAGUCCUUUUUUUGAAUAUAAAUAUUUUUUACAUUGCGCGUUUCGUCAGAUGUGUGAAUGAAUGAGAAUAAUAAUGAUAAACAUAAAAAAAGAAAAGCUGACAAACAGAAACAAAAAAAAGUGUCGUGUACAAACGAACGUGUGGCGAUAAGAUAUUAAAGAAAAAUUGUAAAAUGGGGCGCUCUCCUUCCGCUUUGCGAAAGCGCGCGAAUCAAUUUAGUCCAAAUGAAUGCGUAAAAGCAGUUGUAAUAAUUUAUAAUAGUCAUAGCAAACGCGUUUCACGAGCUUUCUCGUCUCAUAAUAUAAUUAAAUUAUCCAAGUUUUUUGUAGAUGAACUUUUUUAAAUGCGUGAAGAGAUCGAGACUCGUGUACGCGUCAUCUUUACGUUUUUUGUACUACUUUAUUCAGUGAAUUUUUACUUAAAACUGUUUUUUUUUGUAUAUUUGUUUAUUAUAAAACUUUUUCUUCUUAGCUGA
Molecule: messenger RNA, 3104 nt
Organism: Copidosoma floridanum
Lineage: Eukaryota; Metazoa; Arthropoda; Insecta; Hymenoptera; Encyrtidae
Gene: Myb
Product: proto-oncogene like protein Myb
Biological process (GO): regulation of DNA-templated transcription
Cellular component (GO): nucleus
Molecular function (GO): RNA polymerase II cis-regulatory region sequence-specific DNA binding; DNA-binding transcription factor activity, RNA polymerase II-specific
Source: RefSeq, a predicted model, not a curated record